AUGGCAUCCAUCCCCGAAACCAUGUGGGCGGCUCAUAUCAGCCAAUUCGAUCAACCGUACACGAUUACUCGCGUCCCCGUCCCACGCAUUCGGCCUAACGAGCUGCUGGUCAAAAUCGAGGCGGCGGGAUACUGCCAUUCCGACGCCCAAGUGCUGCACGGCGAGAUGCAGAGCGCGCUCCCGAUGAUCCCUUCGCACGAGCCCGUCGGCGUGGUCGUCGCAGCGGGCGAUGCGGCGGAUGGCUGGACGGUCGGCGAUCGCGUGGGCAUCUUGAACUUCAAGAAUGCCUGCGACCAAUGUGCCGGCUGUCGUGCCACGCAUCGACGAUGGCGUCGACUGGAUGCGCGAUUCUGCGAGCGCCGCGAGACGAGCGGCUUCCACCACGACGGCGCCUUUGCAGAAUACAUGGCAGCCGACGCGGCCACCACCGUCGCCCUGCCGGACUCGGUUUCCUUCGAACAGGGCGCGCCGUUGUUGUGUGCUGGGGCGACGGUCUGGGGCGCCUUGAUGAAGGCGCGGCCCUUCCUGCAACCGGGGGACACGGUGGGGAUCCUGGGUAUCGGAGGACUGGGCCAGCUGGGCGUCCAAUUUGCCAGAGCACUGGGGUAUCGCGCAGUGGCCAUCGACAAUCGCGACGAGAGUCUGCAGCUGACGCGCCAGGCCCCCGCGUCCCUGCAACCCGAUCUACUUGUAAAUUCCUCGCACGACGAUGCCCGGGAUCACAUCUUCCGUCACACGGACCACGAGGGCCUAGCGGCGGUGAUCAACUGCGUGGACUCGCUGGCCGUCAACGCCUGGAGUCUGGAGCUGCUGCGCGUCGGAGGCGUGGCGGUGUUGCUGGGGCUCCCGGCGCAGCGGUGGCAAUUCGACUCGUAUCUCCUCGUCUUCCGCGAGCUGGUGAUUCGGAGCUGUUAUGUGGCCGGGCGCGACGAGGUGGAGGAGAUGAUGCAGACGGUGCAUCGCCACGGCAUUCGGUCGCAGCUGACGGUCGUCGGUUGCCAGGAGAUUUCGGGCGUUCCGGAGAGAUAUCAGACGAAGGCCUUUCGCGGGCGGUUGGUGGUGAGGAUGGAAGGGGAAUGGCAAUAA
Molecule: messenger RNA, 1086 nt
Organism: Aspergillus steynii IBT 23096
Lineage: Eukaryota; Fungi; Ascomycota; Eurotiomycetes; Eurotiales; Aspergillaceae
Product: zinc-dependent alcohol dehydrogenase
Exons: 3
Coding region: 1-1086 (361 amino acids)
Molecular function (GO): oxidoreductase activity
Source: RefSeq, a predicted model, not a curated record